GUUCCGGCUGGUGUUGCACGGCAUGUCGGCACGAUGAUAUUAACAAUUUAGAUUUAGAACGUCCGUUCUAAAUUCUAAACCAGUUUCGCAAACGAUAUUUUGGCGUGGCAUGCAUAAUGAUCAGUUCCAUGAGACCUCCUCGAGGGGUCCAGUUGGACAACACACUCCAGCGUCGCACGCUUCCCACCUUAGACCGUCUUGACACUAGUGCCAUGAAUCAUAUUGGAGACACUCCGAGAGUUACCGCAAGUACUCGUAGGAAAUCAUUACAAGAUAUUGUUCGACAUUUUACCCCAGCAUGGUUUGCUGUCACGAUGGGGACUGGCUCAAUAGCCCUGCUUUUCCACAACUAUCCUUAUGCGGGUGAUUCUCCAGUAAUGCGAGGGUUUGCACUCGGCUUUUUCUUCCUCAAUCUCGUGCUCUUUUUGCUCUUCAGCGUCAUCACCGCGGCUCGAUACAUUUUCUUUCCUGGCAUCUGGUCUCGAAUGAUACGACAUCCUGUACAGAGCUUGUACAUUGGCACAUUUCCGAUGGGCGCGACUACGUUAUUAAACAUCGCCAGUAGCGACAUAUUCCAGACAUAUGGUUUCGGGGGGAAGCCGUUUGUCUAUACGGUGUGGGCAUGUUGGUUGAUCAACGUUGCAAUUUCGAUUACAUGCUGCUUUGGCAUGAUUCAUGUUAUGAUUACUCUCCAACAACAUUCGCUUAAGUCUAUGACGACUGUUUGGCUUCUUCCUGUCAUAACCCUUGUCGUCGGAUCUUCUUCUGGGGGCUUGCUCGUGCAAGCGCUUCAGCUUUAUUCCCCCUCCUAUGCGUUGCUCACGGCGACGUUCUCCGCGUGCAUGGUCACAAUAGGUCUCAGCCUUUCCCUUAUGCUAUUCACGAUAUACAUCCUUCGGCUGGUCGUCUAUGGUUACCCCACGGGUGUAUCAAUCCUGUCCGUUUUUCUUCCCGUCGGUCCUUGUGGACAGGCAGCAUAUUCGCUUUUAAAAUUGGGGUCUUCUUUCCGUUCACUAUUGCCUCUCAGUUAUGGUGAUCCCGGCGGACUGUUGAGGCAACCUAGAACCGGUGAAGUAGUGGAAGUGAUAUGUAUGGUUGGUUCUAUGAUUCUAUGGUCACUAGCGAGUAUGUGGAUACUCUUUGCAAUGCUCGGUCUCGCCCACACCCUCCGUCGGGAACGCAUUGAAUUCAAAUUGGCAUUCUGGGGAACUAUAUUUCCUAAUGGAGUGUACGCAAAUCUCAACCUUGCGUUGGCGACAACAUUUUCGUCGACAUUUUUUAAAAUAUGGGGUUCAAUAUAUUCGGUGGGGACACUGAUAUUGUGGGUGUGUAUCGCCUUGCCUACAAUACGGAUGAUUCCAAGCGGUCGUAUAUUUGACGCCCCGUGUCUAGAAGAAGUCACAUUAGAGGGACUGGCGAGUGACGCGGAGAGAAGCGAAGACGAUUUAAAGAACGGAACAUGAUGUCCGAAAGAUUGACACAUGUUCAACCAUCCCUACAUGCAAUUUCUGAGGUGAGACAUCUUGCAGGUCUAGUUGCCCUCUAGUCACGACAUAUCGACUCGGUUUGUAUCCCAAUAUUUUUAUAUAGAAGACUACAAAAUAUGCCUUCCACCCCCUUUAAUCUUUGUGAGCAGAUUCCUCUUUCAUUUUUCCUAAGAUCGCACAUGGAGGCCGAUGAAAAAUUGAUUAUUCCGAUUCACCUUGAGUUUCUCUCACGACGGCAGCCGGGGAAAGAACUUCCACUGUGUAGGUACCGGGCCCCACAUGAG
This is a messenger RNA of Suillus bovinus, 1771 nucleotides long. Its product is annotated as voltage-dependent anion channel-domain-containing protein. Gene Ontology annotation, biological process: transmembrane transport; sulfite transmembrane transport. Gene Ontology annotation, cellular component: plasma membrane. Gene Ontology annotation, molecular function: sulfite transmembrane transporter activity. The transcript has 7 exons. NCBI's taxonomy places the organism in Eukaryota, Fungi, Basidiomycota, Agaricomycetes, Boletales, Suillaceae. Bases 117 to 1463 code for a protein of 448 amino acids. The record is from RefSeq and is a predicted model, not a curated record.